Messenger RNA from Coniosporium apollinis CBS 100218, 576 nucleotides. RefSeq lists its product as uncharacterized. The transcript has 2 exons. The record is from RefSeq and is a predicted model, not a curated record. The coding region runs from base 1 to 576 and encodes 191 amino acids. Lineage: Eukaryota; Fungi; Ascomycota; Dothideomycetes. Gene Ontology annotation, molecular function: acetyltransferase activity.
AUGCUCGCCGGACAGCCUUACAACUACCACGACCCGGAGCUGCGCAAAGAGAGAGGCCAGUGCAGAGCAGCUCUUUCAAAGUUUAAGAAUACUGUAAACGCGCUUGAAGUCUUAUCCGCCAUUCUCAAGAUCAGGCCGAGACAUCACCCCCCCGAGGCAAAUGCGGCGAAUCCAAUCGGCAGCCUUGGUAACAACGUUCGGGUCAGGGCUCCUUUUGACUGCAAAUAUGGAUACAACAUUCAUAUUGGGGAUCAUGUGGAUAUUGGGGCGGGCUGCAAGAUUAUGGACAUCUGCCGCGUGGAGAUUGGUGCGGGGGCCGUGCUAGGUCAGGGUGUAGUCCUCUGCGGAAGCAACAUGAUACAAGUCCAGACCCCAAAGGGACGCCGAGGUGAAAUGGUCGGCCGACCAAUAUUUAUCGGCGAGGACGCAUUCCUGGAGUGUGAUGUGGUAAUCUAUGCGGGGGUAAGGGUGGGAGAGGGGAGUUGGAUCUUAGCAGGGACCGUUGUUCAUGAGGAUGUCGAGCCGUUCUCAGUCGUGGCGGGAAAGCCUGCAAGAUUGGUAAAGUACCUACGUUAA